Molecule: messenger RNA, 6427 nt
Organism: Austrofundulus limnaeus
Lineage: Eukaryota; Metazoa; Chordata; Actinopteri; Cyprinodontiformes; Rivulidae
Gene: brd4
Product: bromodomain containing 4
Exons: 19
Coding region: 545-5107 (1520 amino acids)
Biological process (GO): chromatin remodeling; regulation of DNA-templated transcription
Cellular component (GO): nucleus; chromatin
Source: RefSeq, a predicted model, not a curated record
GUAACUGCAUGCUGGUCUGCCAGUGUCAGAGAGAGGGUGAAAGCAAAGCUAGAGGAAUAAAGUGCUCCUCCAGGAUUUUAUUGGAGCCCUUUUCCCUGUCUUGCUUUACCCUCUCCUUUUGGUACACCUCUUGGUAGCUGCUUGUGUCCACUUUAUUUGGGGAGGCCCUGAAGAGGAUACACAAUGGAGCGAAGAGCCUGUGGCAACUGGGCUGUUGUACUGCUGAGAGGGGGAUGGGGUAGAGGGAGGACCGGUUCACACAGCUAACACAGCCUGCUGGCUGUAGGUUUCCAACAGCCUCUCUUUCCUGCCUGAAUGUACUGUUUCCUGGCAGAGCACUUAUUCCUGGACAAACUUUGCUUGGACAACACUAAGGAUUACUUUUGUCUUCUGUGGGAUUUUACGACACAGUGGAGUCGGGGGAUACAUCUAUCUGUUUUUUGGAAUAACAAAAAGGAAAAACUAACUUGUGUAAAUCUUUUGUACCCUGGACUGGUUUUUGGUUUUUGUUUCUGUUCAGUAGAGUUCAUUAUUGGAUAACAAGAUGCAUGCCAAGUCAAAUGAUUUACUGGAUUUCCAAAAACUGGAUGCCCUUCUGGAAAAAAUUGCACAUUCAGUCUCUGUGAAAAGAGAUUCCAGCGAAGAGUGCAAUGGGAUCAGUGGUACUCUGUCAGUGGAAUCUGUGCCGGGGCCAAGAUUGAACUGGUGUCCUUCCAGCACCACUGCCCCUGCUCCUACUCCUGCUUCAGCUCCCGUUUCGGGACACGAGCCCACACCCAACCCUAUCAGGAUGGGGGACGGCCUGGAUACAGCGCAGAUGUCGGGCAGCAGCAGCCAGGGGCAGGCCCAGCAUGGUGUCAAUCCCCCUCCCCCAGAGUAUAUCAACCCCAACAGGCCAAAGCGCCAAACCAAUCAGCUGCAAUACCUGCUCAAGGUGGUGGUAAAAUCCCUGUGGAAACACCAGUAUGCCUGGCCUUUUCAUGCACCAGUGGAUGCAGUCAAGCUUAACCUGCCUGACUAUUACACAAUAAUUAAAACACCUAUGGACAUGGGAACAAUCAAGAAAAGACUUGAGAACAGCUAUUAUUGGAAUGCCCAAGAAUGUAUCCAGGACUUCAGCUCAAUGUUUACCAACUGCUACAUAUACAACAAGCCUGGAGAUGACAUUGUCUUGAUGGCUGAGUCUCUAGAAAAGGUUUUCCUCCAGAAGGUUACAGAAAUGCCUCAAGAGGAAAUUGAGAUUCCCGUCAUGACAGGAAAGGGACGUGGCCGAGGCAGGAGAGAUGGAAGUCUAAACUUGAAACCAGGCACAAUCAUUGACUCGCCAGCCACAACUCCACAAACACCUGGUCUAUCAACCCCCUCACCAGCUUCACAGUCUCGAGGACCAACGCAGGGCCCACCUUCACUACCUCCCCAUCCUUCGAUGCAGGCCCCACCAUCCCAUGUGCCCCAAACAAUACCCAGCCAUGUGCCACAGCUCAGAGCUUCAUACUCCAUGGUUCCAUCAGACUGUGCUCCUCAAGUUCCUAUUAUGACUCCUGUGCCUCACCCUGUUCAGACCUCUCUUCCUCCAGUAUCACUUCAGAGCACUGCUCCUAUUCUGCAGACCCCUAUAACAAUGACCAAACAAAAAAAGAGUCAAAAAAGAAAAGCAGACACUACAACUCCCACAGCAAACGAUCAGUUAAGUGAGUCUUCACCAGCAGAAUCCAAGUCUGGGAAGACGCUACCUAAGCGAGAAAGUAGCCGGCCCCCGAAACUGCUUAAGAAGGAGGCUCCAGACUCUCAACAUCACAUAGGCAUGGGUACUGGACUUAGUGGACAAAGUGGAGGUCUUAGCCCUAAACCACAGGAUCAGCUGGGUUAUUGUGCUGGCUUGAUUCGGGAGAUGCUGUCCAAGAAACAUGCUGCUUAUGCUUGGCCGUUUUACAAACCUGUUGAUGUGGAUGCACUGGGACUACAUGAUUAUCAUGAUAUCAUCAAACAUCCGAUGGAUCUCAGCACCAUCAAGGCUAAGUUGGAGAACAAGCAAUAUCAAGAUCCUCAGGAGUUUGCUGCAGACGUGCGGCUAAUGUUUUCUAACUGCUACAAAUAUAAUCCACCGGACCAUGAAGUUGUAGGCAUGGCACGCAAACUGCAGGAUGUCUUUGAAAUGCGCUUUGCCAAGAUGCCAGAUGAACCUGAGAGUAAGCCAAUGGUUUCUGCUCCAGCUCCUAUCCUUCACCAUCCUGCCCCUGUAAAGCCUCAGCCUCCUUUGGCACGUGUCGCCUCAUCUUCGGACAGCUCCAGUGACUCAUCCUCGGAGUCUGAAUCUUCCACAGAUGACUCAGAAGAAGAGCGAGCCCAGAGGUUAGCAGAGCUCCAGGAACAGUUAAAGGCUGUCCAUGAACAGCUGGCUGCCCUAUCACAACCACAAGCCAGCAAACCAAAGAGAAAAGAAAAGGAAAAGAAAGAGAAGAAAAGCAAGCAUAAAAAGAAGGGUGGUGUGUCGGGCCUUGUCGAUGAAAUCCAGGAUGCUACGCCUGUUCCACAGCUGUCUAAGAAAACCAAGGCCAUUACCAGUAACAACAAGGAGAUUGUUACAAAAAAGAAACCCAGUAAAAAGGAAGGUGCGAAAAGUAAUCACCCUCCUAACCUUCAGCCAGUUCCCAGCCUGGAGGAUGAUCUUGGAGCUACUGGAUCAUCAGUAACAGGGGAGAAGUGCAAGCCUAUGACCUAUGAAGAAAAGAGACAGCUAAGCCUGGACAUCAAUAAGCUUCCUGGAGAUAAGCUUGGCCGUGUAGUUCAUAUAAUCCAGUCAAGAGAGCCUUCACUCAAAAACUCAAACCCUGAUGAGAUUGAGAUCGACUUUGAGACACUGAAGCCCUCCACUCUGCGUGAGCUGGAGAGAUAUGUGUCUUCCUGCCUCCGCAAGAAGAAGAAGGUUCCAGUUGAGAAGAAUAUUGAGUCCAUGGCAACUUCCAAAAAGACUGGAUCUUCUUCUGAAAGCAGUGGCUCAAGUUCAGACAGUGAAGCUGAGCUCACAGGAUUGAUAAAACAGAGGAAAAAGAAAAGCCAAUCUGUGAAGGAGGGCAAAAAGGCACAUCCUCCUGUUCAAGCCGGCUCUGCUCAAACUGGGCUUCCAUCACAAACUCUUGGCCCUCAGUCUGGCAGUCAGAUGAAGCAUCAACCUCCUCCUGCAGGAUUUGUGGCGCCUCCUCCCGUUGCAGCCCUGGAGUCCUCCCACUUACUAGAGAGCUACGAUUCCCUACCUUUCAGCAGCCAUCAGCCAAUAAUGCACAUGCCCCACCACACAGGCAACGCUUCCCCUAUACCUCCACAUUUAAAUGCACAUUCAGCUGGGCCAGUGUCCCCUGAGACACACCCUUUCCUCAAUCAGCAUCCCGUCCUCCCAUCUCCAGCUCUACACAGUUCCAUGCCUCAGCAACCAUCUCGGCCCAGUCACAAGGCAGCACCUCUUCAUCCCAAACCUCCUCAACAGCAGCCAGCACCACUUCCGCAGACGCCAACUCUUCCUCCUCCUCCUCCUCCUCCAGAGCAGCAGCAGCUUCAACCUCCGCCAGCAGCCCCACCGCAGCACCAGCUCUCCUCUCAGAUACUUCACCCUCCAUCUCAACCCCUCCACCAAAGGCCAAUGUCACCACCGACAUUCACUCCCCAAGGCUUGCUGUCUUCUCAGCCUCCACAGAUGYUGUUGGAGGAUGAUGAAGAGCCAGGGUCUGCGACGUCUCUAAACCAAGUGCAGUUAUACCUUCAGCAGUUUCAGCAGGUUCGCCAGCCGCAGCAGACCAUGCAGUCGCUUCAGAUGCAGGUUUGUCAGCAGCAGCAGCCACAACAACAACAACAAGGACAGACUUCUCUUCUACAGUCUGUCCAGGGACAACCUCAGCUCGCUGCUCAGACUUCGCUGCCUCCUCCACAACUUCCUGUCCAGUCCCAGGCUCCGCCCGCUCCACUGCUUCAAGCCCCGCCCCCACAAAUAUCCCUACACCAAGCCCGUCACUUGCAAAACACUCAGCAUCAACAGCAGCAAUCACAGCUGCAGCAAACGAACUUCCAUCAGGCCUCAGGACUCAGUCAGUCCCAGGGGCCACAACACAAUCUACCCAUGCCCACGAGCAAAGCACAGCAGAUCAUCCAGCAGCAGCAAGAGCAGCCCUCCCCUCGCCCAACCAAAGUUGACCCCUACAACAUGGGUCAAAUAAGGGACAACCCAUCUCCUCUCAUGAUGCCUUCCCCACAACUUCCCCAAUUUGUGUCUCACCAGUCUCCAUCUCACAACAUGCAGCCCAAAAAGCAGAGGGCCUCUGGAACCCAAGGUGCAAUUAAAGAAGAAAAGCUUCCUCCAUCACCAGUGAUGAGAGGAGAUCAGUUUAAUCCUGCAAUGAGACCAGAUCGUCACAAACAUCCUGAAAACAAGCCCAGUCAACCAAGCCACAGCCAACAGAAUGUGAAGUCGAUGGACAGCUCACGGCCGGUCAUUCGUUCGUCUGAGCCGAGUGGACCACCGCCCUCCCUGCAGGACAAGGAUAAGUUUAAACAGGAACCCAAGACCCCUACUGCUCCUAAAAAGGGACAGGAUGCAAAAUUUAAGAUCAUGAGCUCGUGGGCGAACCUGGGACAAAAGCAGACAUCUACGCCUUUAUCCGGGGUGAAAUCUUCCAGCGACAGUUUUGAGCAGUUCCGCCGUGCUCUACGAGAGAAAGAGGAGAGGGAAAAGGCCCUAAAGGCACAGGCUGAGCAGGCAGAAAAAGACCGGCUACGCAGAGAGCAGGACAAACUACGAGGACGGGAUGAAGAGGACGUGACCGAACCUCCCAGGAGGGUGCACGAGGAGCCUCGAGCACGCCUUGAGCAGCAGCACGUCCAAGCCCCGUCCCAACCACAACCACCGCAGAUCCAUCCAGAGGCCCAGCCCGCCGUCAUUCAGCAGCCGCCUCAGCCCCCUACUCCGCCUCAGCCCGCCACACAAAACUCGCUUGAUCAACACAGAGAGAUAGCACGCCUAAAAGAGCAGGAAAGGAGGAGGAGGGAGGCGAUGGCAGCGACUAUUGACAUGAAUUUUCAAAGUGACAUAAUGGCCAUCUUUGAGGAGGGCUUUUGAGGAAAGAGUGCAACUGAAACAGACAGUAAGCAGAAGAAAACAAGUGAAUAAAUGAGGACGAGCUUCCUCUGGCUAAAUGUCCCACAAAAGGCCACAGACUCGAUACACGAGCCCUGUUGAGACUUGAUACGAAUGCUGGACUCGUGGUCGCGGCUUGCUUUUCAACCUCUUGGGCUGAACUCUGGUUGUAGUCUCAGUGUUUUGAACGUGGUUUUGUUGGAUUUUUAGCAGUGCUUGCCCAAAAAAAAAAAAAAACGGGAAAAAGGAGGACCUCUUUUGGCACAGUUGCCUUUGUCAUGCUUGAUUCUCAUACUGUGCACGGACACAGCAAUAACUGCAGGAGUAACAACAUCCCGAUCCCAGUAACGAUGAAAGAUGCUCUGAUGUACUGACAGACUGCGCAGGAGGGUUUUGAAACUGCCAGAUGUCAAAAAUUGUGAAGAAAUUGUCUUUUCCGUUCUGUUUAUUUUGUUGUAAGUGAACACAUUUUUUUAAUUAUUAUUAUUUUGGGGUUGGGGAGGAAACUUCCAUACUGUAAAUCGUGUAUAUUUCUCAGCAGAGAAGGUACAGUUUGCCUUACAUCUUUUUUCCUAAAUAGACAAGUAUGUUCUAUAGCCUGCACACGGAAAAACCAAUAAUGUUUUCAGACAGGACCAGAAGCCGUGCAGACUUUUUUCCAUCAUCUAUUAUCUACUGUAAAAAAGUAUUUUCUUAUCCUACAACAACUGUUUAUUUCCACUUUAGCUCUUUGAAUCUUCACACCAACACACUCCAACACCUACGCCAAACAAUCCAAUAUCUUUUAUGCUAAAUUACUUGCUCUAAGUCAUAGAGGUGGGGGGGGAAGAAAAUAUGCAUUAUCAUAACUGCAAUGAGUAUUUAUCCAAGACAGAAUCAGUUUGUAUCUAACUUAUAUUUGUCAUUUUAAACMACAAAGAAAUUGCUAACAGAAGAGCUAACGGACCGGUCGCUUUUGAGCUUUAGUUGGAUUUUACGAUAAGUGAUGACCUGAUUUGUAAUCCUUCAAAAAAUACUGUUGAGAGGUUUGUUUAAUUGGCUCGUCACACUACCGGAUCAGUUCGUUUUUAUUGGUUCGGUCCGAUGACAACGGGCCGAAUGCUCGAGGUCGAAAAGAAACAAUCUGGACAAACACAUUUUAUGACUUCCUGUAGCCGAUACUUGAAACAGAUCUGUAAAAAAUAAAUAAAUCGAUGGUACCAUAUGGAGGUCCCAGUUAGUUUUUACAUUAAAUCAUCAUAUAAUUCAUGAGAGGCACACUGUUGACAAUGCAAAAAAUAAAACUUAAAAAGAAAAAAAAAA